Messenger RNA from Branchiostoma belcheri (Belcher's lancelet), 1537 nucleotides. Its product is annotated as zinc finger protein 514-like. The transcript has a single exon. The record is from RefSeq and is a predicted model, not a curated record. Gene Ontology annotation, cellular component: nucleus. The coding region runs from base 12 to 614 and encodes 200 amino acids. Lineage: Eukaryota; Metazoa; Chordata; Leptocardii; Amphioxiformes; Branchiostomatidae.
GGUUUGACCAAAUGGAGACCAGAGCUGAAUCUCACCUGAAACAAGAGGAGGAAGAGAGUGGGCAAAAAGAGCAGGAUAAUUCUCCGCGUACCCACAAGUGUAGCGAGUGUGGCAUGGGGUUUCGUUACCCGAGUCAUCUGAGUCGACACAUGCGGACUCAAACAGGUGAGAAACCGUAUGGGUGUGAGAAAUGUGACAAGAGCUUCAGUCAUCUUAGCCACCUAAAGACUCACUUGCGGAUUCACACAGGUGAGAAACCGUACAGAUGUGAGAUGUGCAGCAGGCAAUUCAGUCAGCAGUAUAGUUUGAAUGUACACCUGCGGACUCACACUGUUGAAAAACCGUACAGAUGUGAGGAGUGUAACAGACAGUUCAGUGAUUUCAAGAAGCACAUUAGAACUCACACUGGUGAGAAACCAUACAGAUGUGAGGAGUGCAGUCGGUCGUUUAGUACACUGUCACAUUUAAAGAUACAUAUGCGGACUCACACGGGUGAGAAACCGUACAGAUGUGAGGAGUGCAACAGGCAGUUCACCACAAGCAGCAGUUUAAAGAGACACGUCGUGCGAAGUCACAAAGAGCAAAAACCGUACUUUCUUAAGAGUGCCCACUGAAAAAAACACUCCCGCGAAAGACUGUCUCUGUAAAGGUUACUGAGUGGCGAUGUUUUAAAUGUCCUUACUGUUUGAUCUCAUUGUGAUAUUCUUUUGCAAGUUAAACCAUUUUUUAGUAUUUUUUCUGUCAUUGUAUUCUCUAUAUGAUUCCACUGUAAUAGUUAACAAUAGCGGUGAUUUUAUAUCACGAUGAUCGAUGCAUGCUCCGUACCCUGUUGAUUAGAGCUAGAAGUCGUGUAUGAAAUGCAAAAGUGUAGUAUUUAGACAAUAGUUACACGGUAAGACACUGUUUAACCUCAAGUAUCAUUGUCCGUCUGUAACUUAGUCAACUACAUGUAGGCAUGUAAAUCUAGAUCUUUAGCGUUUUGUGAAGUAUGUUAUCAAUUCAUCGAAAUGUAGUUUUCUUUGUUUUAGUAUCUGUAAAUAUACUAGAUUUUUAGCGUUUAGUUAUGUUUGCAUCACAUUAAUGUUGUUUGUAAAAUGUGGAGUGAAAAAAAGUGAACUGUUGUUUCUCUCAGUUCCAGUGUUCUGUUAACCAGAGGUGGCUGUUAGAAAUUUGUCAAAUUUUUGCAUCUCAGUUUCAACAAUAAAGCGCGUUAUGUGCCGUAUUUAUUGGUCACCAUCGCCGUCAUUUUUCCAUGUUCUCUGUCCCCUUGCUCUUCACCCUGUAGACCAGUGUGCAACUUUGCUAGAAUAGUAUACCAUAGAAUAGAAUAGCAUUUACCACGUCUACUAUUUAUGCGAAUCAUAUCCACUCUUUACCCUGUACACCAACGUUAGGUUAGUUUUAAAGUAGAUAUAGUGAGUUAAAUAAGCAUGUUAGCAUAAUCAUAGUCUUAAAUUCACCCCAUUCUGUACUCAUUGUUCCAUUUCUGUUCCCAAUUAGCCCUCGGGCACGAACUUGCAAUAAAGAACUCGUUAUA